UAACCCAUGUAUUACAGUCCCAAGCUACAAGUCUAAGAAAAAGCCCAGUACAAGCAUAAAGAAACAAGUCUUCGUUUCUUGUUGUUGUGGUCUACUGUUUAAAAGUGAUACAGAGAGAUGUAAGUGUUUUAUAAUCACAUCCACUAAACCCUGUUUUAAGGCCUCUGUAAAUAACACUUGGUUAGUUGGUUUAGGAUGAUCAAUACAAAAAUUGAAACACACACAUUGUAAGAGUUUGUAACUACACCAAGUAUAUGUUAUAACUUAGAAACUAGAAUUAAGUUAUCCUGCAGGAUCGACCGACACUUCUCCAAUUUUUCAAAUAUAAUCUAGCUGUUGUCAAUAUAUCUAUUAUAUGAAUAGUCCUUUAUUGCGGGAAUGCGUAUAAUUUAAACACUAGAGAGAAGAACAUUAAACGUGCUCAAAACAUUAAAGAAUACUACUAUAAAAUUAAAAUAAUUUCAUUUUGUUAGAUACAAAGUUUAUUUUACAUCUAUAAAUACCAUACAUCUACAAUAGUCCAUCUUCAUCUCAAACAAACAAUCACAAAAAAGCCCUAGAAAACACAAAGAUGGGUGUCCGUACGCACCUCAUCGUCUUCGUCUCCAUUUUUACAGCCAUAACUCUGAUAUCAGAAGCCCAGUACCUUAUUCCGGUCAUGAAACACGAACCCUCCAAACAAUAUUAUACCACUGUCAAUAUCGGAGCCGGCGGAAUGUCGUCUCCCGUUAACCUCCUCCUCGACCUCGGAACCAACCUCACGUGGCUCAACUGCCGCAAAAUCAGAUUAUUAUCAUCACUCCACGUCGUCAGUUGCAAGAGCCCCAUCUGCAAAUCAAUCCCCGGCAAUGGCUGCGACGUCAAAAACACCUGUCUUUACACGCAACCAAGGCCUCUCGGUAAAAACACCGCAGUGGCCACCGGCCGUGUUGUUCAAGACAACGCCACCAUCUUCACUACACAAAUAGGAAAACCAAUCUCCAUAGCCCCUUCCCGCCGCUUCACAUUCUCCUGCGCCGUCGAGAAAUACCUCCAAGGCCUUGCCCCUCCCAUCGCCGGAUUUGUGGCUCUUUCUCUGGGAGAGUUUCCCUUCUGGAGACAGAUAGCGUCAGCGUAUAACGUCAUCCCGAAGUUCGCUCUCUGCUUGCCUUCUUCCAGCCUCGGGUACUUCUAUAUCGGCACCCAUUCGUUCGGUGGCAGUAACCCCGUUCCGAUGACUUUGACGCCGUUGAAAAUUGACUCGGGAAAAUAUCUAGUCUCUGUUACCUCGAUCUACGUUGACGGAGUUCCUUUAACGUUGGACCCAAGUUUGCUUGCGGGCGGAGCCCAGCUCAGUACAGUGGUUCCAUACACCGUACUUCAAACCGAUAUCUACAAUGCUCUUGCUCAGUCUUUUACUCUUAAAGCAAAGAAUAUAGGAAUGUCUGAGACCCUAGAACAUCCACCAUUUAAACACUGCUUCGAAGAAGGCGCUUCCGGGAAGAACAUGGAUGUAUCGGUGAUGGAAAUUGGGCUGCCAGGGAAUGGAAAGGAGGUGAAGUGGAGGUUUCAAGGUGCGAAUAUAGUGGAGAGAGUAUCAGAGACGGUUAUUUGUUUGGCGUUCGUCGACGGAGGAAAUAAAUCUAAUGAGUUCAUGAUCAUUGGGACACAUCAGCUUUAAGAAUAUUUGAUUGAAUUUGAUUUAAGAACCACGCGAAUGGCUUUUAGUGACCCACUCAUGCUCCAUAACACUAGCUGCUCCACGUACCCUUCCCAGCUUUAAGAUAUCGUCUGCGCUGAUGUAUUUUUUCAAAAAUAAGUUGCUACUUGUUUUUCAUGUCACUAUUAUAUAUCAUACUAAGAUAAGGCGCGGGAUAAGAUGAUUAAAUUUGUUAUUUUGAAGAUAAGAAAACAUUAGAUAUGUUUAAUUUGGAUAUUAGUUUGUUUUGAGUUGGUUGUUUCGGGUUUUAAUAUGGUCCAAUUCUAUAACUACAUUUUAAAUCAAUUAUUUUGUUCGGUUAUAAUGGUUGAGGUUUUUGAUUUUAUGUUGAUAACCCAAAGACUAAAAGUAUUUAUUUGGUUUCAUGUUAUAUGAAUUUUAGACAAUUCUAAUGUCAACCAAUCAUUUCAUAUUAAAAUUUCUAAACGGAUGCAAAAUUAAAUCAAAUUGAGGUAAUUGUUGACGAAAAAAAGAAAUUUAUAAAAAAACAUUUCAGUACAAUUUGGUUAAUAGUAAGAUGACGUCCCAUUAAAAAUAGAUUUUUCCGAAAUUACUAUAGAUUUAGAAUCGAAUAUUUAAUU
Molecule: messenger RNA, 2280 nt
Organism: Brassica napus (rape)
Lineage: Eukaryota; Viridiplantae; Streptophyta; Magnoliopsida; Brassicales; Brassicaceae
Product: probable aspartic proteinase GIP1
Exons: 3
Coding region: 572-1660 (362 amino acids)
Biological process (GO): proteolysis
Molecular function (GO): aspartic-type endopeptidase activity
Source: RefSeq, a predicted model, not a curated record